Messenger RNA from Onychostoma macrolepis, 2861 nucleotides. RefSeq names its product syntaxin binding protein 6 (amisyn) (gene stxbp6). Gene Ontology annotation, molecular function: phosphatidylinositol-4,5-bisphosphate binding. Gene Ontology annotation, biological process: Golgi to plasma membrane transport; exocytosis. The coding region runs from base 286 to 918 and encodes 210 amino acids. The record is from RefSeq and is a predicted model, not a curated record. NCBI's taxonomy places the organism in Eukaryota, Metazoa, Chordata, Actinopteri, Cypriniformes, Cyprinidae. Gene Ontology annotation, cellular component: exocyst; plasma membrane. The transcript is spliced from 6 exons.
GCGGAGGUGCACCUACUGGCGUAAAGACUGAAUAAGGAAUCUGCUUUUAAGGAAGUGAAGCGCAGCAGGUAAAGCGUCGCGUCGCGUCGCGUCGCGUCAGUGCGAGUGUGCUCCGAUAAGAGCCGCAGCGCGUCUGAUCCACGUCACAUUUCCACGCAGUCCAGCAGCGCGAGGCAGUGACCACUAAUCACCGCGGGUCCGGCGCGGGGCAAACACACCGAGGACUGAACACAGUGAAAGAAUUCAGAGACCCCUGCUGACACCCAGCCUGUGCCAUCGGCUACAAUGAGUGCCAAAUCGGCCCUCAACAAGGCGAUCUUUAUUCCGAACGAUGAGAGACUGCUGGCAGCCGUGCAGGUGAAGAGGAGGACCAAGAAAAAGAUCCCGUUUUUAGCUACUGGAGGCACUGGUGACUACACCACAUUCAUUUGCUUAUCAGUGACCAAUAAGAAACCAGCGCAGGUGUUCCUCACGAAGGUGAAGCAGUUUGAAGGCUCCUCGUCUUUCGUCAGGAGAUCACAGUGGACCAUCAGUCAGCUGCGGCAGGUCAACGGCAUCGACUCCGUCCGAGAUUGCCCGGAGUUUGACUUGAUAUUUGAGAGCGGAUCUGACCAGUGGACUGCGGGUUCAGCUGGAGAGAAGUGCAUGUUUGUCCAGAUCCUGCAUCACACAUGUCAGCGGUUCAUCCCCGAAAGAAAACCGGAGUUCAUCAACUGCCACUCCAAACUGCUUGGAGGGAACAGCAUCCUGCACGAGGCAGCAGACAGCGUUAGCAGCGCGGUGCAGAAGGCCAGUCAGGCGCUGAACGAGCGCGGCGAGAGACUGGGACGCACCGAGGAGAAGACGGGCGAGAUGAUGAACAGCGCCCAGCAUUUUGCCGACACUGCACACAAGCUUGCCAUGAAGCACAAGUGUUAAGCCUUUGCCACCUUUGCCAUAUUUUUGGAGAAUCUGGUACAAAUUCCUCACCCCUGCUCAACCUCUGCUAUCAGAGAGCGUAACGGGACGUGCAUGAAGUAUCAUAUGAAGGACAGUGUGUAUCACAUGGCUGAGGCCUUGAAAAGAUCAUGCGUCCUCUACACAUGGAUGGGAUACUUGGUCAUUGCAAGCUUAAACAAAGCCUUAUUCCCGUGUCCUCACUCUGACAGACCUUUUAUUAUCAUUUUAAAAGAUUCAUUUACAAAAGAUGUAAAAUAGUUCCAAGGUUCAAAUGCCUGCUGAUAUAUGAUAUCCCUUCUAGAUUGUUUUAACCUAUUGAGUGUUUGAUAAGUGCCAUCGUGAAAUAAUUUUAGUGAAAUUAUUAGAAAUAUAUAUAUAUUUUUUUUUUUUGUAAAAUCCAUCUAGAGGGUUUGUAAAAAUAGCUUAUUCUUUUUUGACACAAUUUUGUUUCUUCAAAUCACCAUAUGCAAAACAAAGUAUUUUGCUAUAUUACUAAAAUAAAGUUCUAAGGCUAAUUUUAAUGGUGCAGUGACCCACAUUUUAAAUAAUGUAGUUUAUCUUAAAUUUGUGUUGAAAAAUCUACAGAAGUGCCCUGAGAAAAGACAAGAUUCACACCCUGAGAUGUGUUACGCUGCAGCUCAGGAAGGGUUGUGCCUUAACUGGAUGUGUGGGAUGUGUAAGUUCACGUACAGUGAACGAAUGAGACGAGGCGGUGAGGAGAUGCAGCUGAUCCGGUCAGCAGUGGGCCAGUCAAAGAAAAUAUCAUGCAGCUAUAGUUAAACUAGACUACAAGUGUCAUUUUUAAACCGACCGAUUUCUGCGUACCUUCAAGUACCAAACGUCUUUGCAGCAGUUUGAUAGCUGUUUGAUUUUAUUUCUUUAUUUUUCUGUACAGCUCACUCUACAGAUCUGGAACCAGCUAGAGCUGCUACAGAAACAUGCACUCACACUGCAGAUAUGUACAACAUAAACUGACAGUCUUUUGUCUUUUAGGGAAUAUUGCAGGUCUCUGAGGAGCAUAAAAAAAUUAGCUCUUUUUUUUCUCAAACUUUAGUCAAAAUACAUGCAGCUAUUAAAAUAACUUUAAUUUCUGCCCUGAAUUUUUCUUGAAUUUUCAGUCAUCUUUUGGCUUUUAUAAGCAUAUUUGGUGUAAAAUGAAUGUUUACACACAACAUGGUAUGUAUAAAAGUAUUACAAUUUUUACAAUUUUAUUUGGUCAAGUUAUCUGAUGCAUUUUAAACAGGUUUUGCCUUGAGAAACCUCUGCCAAAAAAAGCAUAUGGCUUAUACUACUUUAUUGUAUUUUGCAAUGUUAUUUUCCCAUUUGAUUGUUUUUGAAUAGAUAAUGAAAAAGUGACCAAAGUCUGUAUAGUUCUCAGUUUUAUGUUUUGCAUUUAAUAAUCAAAUUAUUCAUAAUCAGUCACAAUAAAUAUGCAUAAUCAUAUCUGUGCAUAGAACCCUGCCUUAAAAUUGCAUUCAGAACACUGUUUUACUUCUGUCAUUUGUAACGUGAUUUAUAGCUUCUUUUAUGUUAAGUGGCAUCAGCAGUCAUAUGGUUUGUUUUAUGGAUGUUGAGAACAGCUCUGAUGUACUGAUGUCUGACUGCAUGGCUGGGGGAUACUGCCAGAGACUGUCGUCAUCGUCAGAGAAAAACAGAUGAAUUAUGAAAUUGUCAUGUGCAUCCCAGGACUAGAUGUUCAUGUUUUUCAUGUUACGCUUUCAUGAUGAAAAACAAUCCCUGUUUGCAGUGAUCUAACCACAUCUUUGAGAAUGUAGAAUAGCGUUAUCUCCGUCACUAAGCUGUAAAUCAACUUUUUUUUUUUUUAAAGGGAAUAUUAAAGUAUUGUUUAACCUUUAAUACAAUGUGCCUGUGCUACUGUGUGGUAAAUGGAAUAAUGAAUGGUAAUAAAUUACGUCAUCAUA